Molecule: messenger RNA, 1089 nt
Organism: Rhizopus microsporus ATCC 52813
Lineage: Eukaryota; Fungi; Mucoromycota; Mucoromycetes; Mucorales; Rhizopodaceae
Exons: 2
Coding region: 1-1089 (362 amino acids)
Molecular function (GO): protein binding
Source: RefSeq, a predicted model, not a curated record
AUGUUAUUUCUGGCCUUAAGGCAGCAUCCUGAUCACUGCUUACCUCGUGCUCAACUGAUCAAUUCAGCACUUGAAUUAGAUAUAAAAAUAAGCGCUGAACUCGGCUUGCCUCGUGUGUUUCGUAGCAAGACACCUGCCAAUUCUGCUUCAGCCUCAUUAACAGUAAACAGUGAUCGUUAUUUUAUACCUUUUAAACCAGAAGGAAGCAAGUCAACCUGGUUUAAGUUGGCCUAUGAACCUGGGGAUGAAGGGAAAGCAGUUCAAGAAUAUCAGAAAUGGAUGAAAAAGUUGAUAGAGCACGAUUGGCCUUAUUGCUUUGGCAUUCCAAAAGUGAUCAAAGAAGUGCCUGAGGACUGUCAAACACCCCCUGUGACAGACACAGAAAUGAAGAGGGAAUCCAUUCCAAGUGAACCAGAAGCAGUUACUAUGCUUACACCUAUUUCUGAUGUCACAGAGCCAUUCAAGUCUGAGACAGAUAAUGAAGAAAAGAGAAAAAGCAGAAAAUCACCUUCACUCAAAACAAAAGUCGUCCACCCUCCUAUGCCAACAUACACGCUUGAUGAACUGGACUUGAGUGAUAUUCCUGGUUCUUGGAAGGAUAUUGUCUAUGUAGCUCCGUCACGUAUUCCAGGUGCUGGUUUGGGUCUCUUUGCUAAACGAAAGCUACCUUAUAAUGCCCCCAUAGGCUUCUAUUUUGGUGUGCCCAUGACUGAAGAUGAAUUUGAUUCUCUCAAGGACCGUGUGGGGCGAUCGUCUGAAUACUCCAUCAUGUACCGAAGAACGGUCUUGGACGCCACAGAUGAAAGUGGCCAACCAGUGACUGAUCCAGAGAAUCCAAGAUAUUGUCCUUUCCAUUUUAUGAAUGAAAGUGAUGAAAAAGGAGCUAAUAUUUUGUUUGUCGAAGGCGUCGUCGUUAAUCAGGUUAUCUGCUGGACAAAGCGAGAUAUUCAACCAGAUGAAGAACUAUUCGUUUGGUAUGGAAGAGACGUGGACAGACAUUGGGGCUCUCGAAAGAAGAAGAGGCAUGGUCAGACAGACAAGAGCAAAAUUGCCACUGAUGACGAUGGUAGUGAAAUGAAUAAGAGCUAA